AUGGCUGAGAUCCGCCGAAAGCUCGUCAUCGUUGGCGAUGGUGCUUGUGGUAAAACUUGUUUGUUGAUUGUUUUCUCCAAGGGCACUUUCCCCGAGGUCUACGUCCCCACCGUUUUCGAGAACUAUGUCGCCGAUGUCGAGGUUGAUGGCAAGCACGUCGAGCUCGCCCUAUGGGAUACCGCUGGCCAGGAGGAUUACGACCGUCUUCGACCCCUGUCCUACCCCGACUCUCACGUUAUCCUGAUCUGCUUCGCUGUUGACUCCCCCGAUUCUCUCGACAACGUUCAGGAGAAGUGGAUCUCCGAGGUUCUGCACUUCUGCCAGGGUCUCCCCAUCAUCCUCGUCGGCUGCAAGAAGGAUUUGCGAUACGACCAGAAGACCAUCGAGGAGCUCCGAAAGACCAGCCAGAAGCCCGUUUCCCCUGAGGAGGGUGAGGAGGUCCGCAAGAAGAUCGCUGCCUACAAGUACCUCGAGUGCUCAGCCAAGACCAACGAGGGUGUCCGUGAGGUGUUCGAGCACGCUACUCGCGCUGCUCUGCUGUCGCGCAGCACCCGUGGCAGCAAGCACAAGAAGUGCCUUGUUCUGUAA
Fusarium sp. VM40 is the source of this 588-nucleotide messenger RNA. Lineage: Eukaryota; Fungi; Ascomycota; Sordariomycetes; Hypocreales; Nectriaceae. The record is from the annotation of a GenBank genome assembly.